AAACCUCGACCUUGAAGAUGGUGAGUAGCCAGCCAAAGUACGAUCUAAUACGGGAGGUAGGCCGAGGUAGUUACGGUGUUGUGUAUGAAGCCGUCAUCAGAAAGACUUCUGCACGGGUUGCAGUGAAGAAAAUUCGAUGCCACGCACCUGAAAAUGUUGAACUAGCCCUUCGUGAGUUCUGGGCACUAAGCAGUAUCAAGAGCCAACAUCCAAAUGUGAUUCACUUGGAGGAAUGCAUCCUACAAAAAGAUGGGAUGGUGCAAAAGAUGUCCCAUGGCUCUAAUUCUUCCCUUUACUUACAGCUUGUAGAGACUUCAUUAAAAGGAGAAAUUGCCUUUGAUCCCAGAAGCGCCUAUUAUUUGUGGUUUGUGAUGGAUUUUUGUGACGGAGGCGAUAUGAAUGAAUAUCUGCUGUCCAGAAAACCCAAUCGUAAAACUAACACCAGCUUCAUGCUUCAGCUGAGCAGUGCCCUGGCUUUCUUGCAUAAAAACCAGAUCAUCCACCGAGAUCUGAAGCCUGAUAACAUCCUGAUUUCUCAAAGCAGGUUGGAUACAAGUGAUUUGGAACCCACAUUGAAAGUGGCUGAUUUUGGUCUAAGUAAAGUUUGCUCAGCCUCUGGGCAAAACCCAGAAGAACCGGUCAGUGUAAACAAGUGUUUCCUUUCCACCGCCUGUGGAACCGAUUUCUACAUGGCUCCUGAAGUGUGGGAAGGACACUAUACAGCAAAAGCAGACAUCUUUGCUCUGGGGAUCAUCAUCUGGGCCAUGCUGGAAAGGAUCACAUUCAUAGACACAGAAACAAAGAAGGAACUCUUGGGGAGUUAUGUAAAACAAGGAACUGAGAUUGUGCCUGUUGGGGAGGCACUUCUGGAAAAUCCCAAAAUGGAACUUCUCAUUCCUGUGAAAAAAAAGUCUAUGAAUGGGCGAAUGAAACAAUUGAUUAAGGAAAUGCUCGCUGCAAACCCUCAGGAUCGCCCAGAUGCUUUUGAAUUAGAACUCAGAUUAGUACAAAUUGCAUUUAAAGAUAGUAGCUGGGAAACGUGACAUAUUAUUUGCAAAUAUCUUGGAUGACAUGCUGCUUCUGAUUUAACAGUGAUGCAACGUCAUGUGGCUGAAAAAGAAUACAAAAAGCUAACCCCACGUUCUAAGGGUUUAGAUUUUAUUGUGGGCUGUUUUCUUUUUCUUUAUUUUUCUGAAUUUAAGCCAGCCAUUUCGUUAGUAUGUUUUAAAUGUGUAUUACCAAUGUAGGUGUAAAAUUUUUUUUUCAAUGACCAUUGGUAGUAGUUUGGCAGGAAAAGAGCCAAGAAAAGAGUCCAGUUUUCUGAAAAUGUCUCUUAAGUAUUUUAGACAUUCCUUGUCAGUAUUAGGCAUUUCCAUGGAAGAAGAGGUUUGCGUGCUGGUAAUGCAACCUUUGAAGCUUUGUAAAGGAAACAUAUAUGUAUAUAUUUAUGUAUAUGUAAGUAUGUGAAUGUGUGCAUUUUGCAUUCCAGAUGAAGAAAAUGCCACUUCUGUUUAAAUUAUUUGUUACAGGUUUGAGUUUUUGAGAUUUGCUGAUGAAAUCAGUGAUGAAAAAUAAAUAAACCUCCCCUCAUCUCCCUUCCUGUCCCCUCUAAUGAAAAAUACUAA
Messenger RNA from Chinchilla lanigera (long-tailed chinchilla), 1625 nucleotides. RefSeq names its product PDLIM1 interacting kinase 1 like (gene Pdik1l). Gene Ontology annotation, molecular function: ATP binding; protein kinase activity. Lineage: Eukaryota; Metazoa; Chordata; Mammalia; Rodentia; Chinchillidae. The record is from RefSeq and is a predicted model, not a curated record. Gene Ontology annotation, biological process: protein phosphorylation.